UGUCGGUCUCUCUCUAUCUUUGCUCACAGACAUAAGAGAAGGCUCCCCUUCAUCAUAAGCAAAAUAAAGAGAGCAUUCGACAAAAGCAAUCUCUUUCACUUUCUCUCUAGACCUGUUUUAGAUUUGGGUUGAGAAAAAAACUCAACCUUUUUGGUUCAACAGAGCCCACAAGCUUGAGAUUUAAGAAUAACCCAACAAAAUAUCUUCAAGAUGUCAAUGCAUUCUGCACCCAAAUCUCGCGGAAAGAAGGGAAUGGUGAAAGAAGAUUUCAUGAAGAUGCAGCAGCAGCAGCAGCCUCAGAUGCAGACUGUUCUUAGAGUGAAUACGCAGUGUCAGUGUGAAGGAUGUGCUUCAAAGAUUAGGAGCAUAUUGAAGAAAACUAAAGGGGUUGAGUCUUGUAAGAUAGAUCUGGAACAUGGAAAGGUGACUGUAAUAGGAGAAGUGGAUCAAGCUAAAUUGAUAGAUAAGCUUUCCAAGAAGACAGAUAAGCAAGUUGAGCUAUGGGGUUUUCCAAAAGGCAUGAACAUGAACAUGAACAAUCUAAACAACCAAAUGAAGAACAUCCAUAUGUCAGUUGCAGAGAGUGGAAAAGGUGGAAAAGGAAACCUUAAACCUCAGAAAAAGGGUGGAGAUGAACGGGAUAUGAUCAACUUCCACCAGAUGAUGAACGGAAAAGGAGGUAUGGCUGCGGAUUUCAAGUUUCCUCAUCAAUUCAAAGACAUGAAGAUGAUGCCCUCCAAGGAUCCGAAAUCUGUCAAAUUCCAAUCACCUGAUCAUGAUGAUGAUGAAAGUGACUAUGAAAGUGACUACGACGAUGAUGAGUCAUUUGAUGAAUCUGAUGACGAUCAUCAUGAUGGUCAUGGUCAUGGCCAUGGUCAUAGCAAGAGCUCUGGAGGAAAGAAGGGAUUCAGUCUUAGUAGCAUCCCUAUACUAAACCGAUUGGGUUCAAAAAAAGAAGAGAAGAAGAGUAAGAAGGAAGGAAAAUCAGAAGGUGGAAACAAGAAAGGAGAAGGGAAAAAAGGGGGAGAUGAAUUUCAGAACCAAAAACAGAGCGGUGGAAAGAACAAUGGUAAGAAAAGUGGGGAUAUAUUAGAAAUGGUCAAAAAUGGUGGUAAAAACGGACAAGGAAAGGUGAAGGGUGGUAAUAAUAAUGGUGGUGGAAAUAACAAUUCUAACAAUUGGACUGUGAAAGGACAGAAAGGUGGAGGUGGUGGUGGGGGUCAUGCCAUGAAUAACAUGCAACAUAAGCUCCAAGACAUUGAUGUCAGUCAACUUGGAGCAAAUGUUGCCAGAAAUCCGGGUCAGAUGGGUAAUUACCCGCCUGGACAAAUGGGUCAGAUGGGAAAUUACCCGGCAGGUCAAAUGGGUCAGAUGGGAAAUUAUCAGACAGGACACCCGGGUCAAAUGGGUACUAAAAACAUGGGUCAGAUGGGAAAUUACCCGACAGGACACCCAGGACAAAUGGGUACUAAAAACAUGGGUCAGAUGGGAAAUCACCCUCAGGGUCAAAUGGGAAAUCACCCUCAGGGUCAAAUGGGAAAUUACCCUCAGGGUCAAAUGGGGAAUUACCCUCAGGGGCGAAUGGGUAAUUUCCAAUCAACAGAGGGGAUGAUACCAGGAAUGGCUCAAACCUACAAUCCUUAUAAUAACCAACAGCAACAAUACAUGGCGAUGAUGAUGAAUCAGAGGCAGCAGCAACAGGCGCAGCAGCAGCAGCAGCAGGCUUACGCGAAUGGAGCGUAUAAUAAUAACAAUAUGAUGUAUGGAAGGCCAAUGAAUUAUGGGCCACCACCAACACCUCCACAUGCGAUGGACAAUCAUUUCACUCAGUACUUCAACGACGAGAACACCAACAGUUGUAGUAUCAUGUGAAAAGUUACCUUAGUAAUAAUUAUUAUGGGUAUUGUUAGGUUUUUCACUUCUACCCUUGUGUAGUUAGGUGUUUUUUUAUGUUGUUAUUGUUUUAAUAUACUGAAAUGUCUUUCCUUCCCUUCAUGUUGAUUUUCCUUGAAUGUUAGGCAUGGUAGAUGUGUGAUCUUGAUAAGUCUUCUUGACUGAAAUUCAAUAUAUCAUGUUUCUCA
Molecule: messenger RNA, 2081 nt
Organism: Impatiens glandulifera
Lineage: Eukaryota; Viridiplantae; Streptophyta; Magnoliopsida; Ericales; Balsaminaceae
Product: heavy metal-associated isoprenylated plant protein 34-like
Exons: 3
Coding region: 211-1872 (553 amino acids)
Molecular function (GO): metal ion binding
Source: RefSeq, a predicted model, not a curated record